Haliaeetus leucocephalus (bald eagle) is the source of this 961-nucleotide messenger RNA. Its product is annotated as cytochrome b-245 light chain. Gene Ontology annotation, cellular component: NADPH oxidase complex. Bases 51 to 563 code for a protein of 170 amino acids. Gene Ontology annotation, molecular function: heme binding. Gene Ontology annotation, biological process: superoxide anion generation. The record is from RefSeq and is a predicted model, not a curated record. NCBI's taxonomy places the organism in Eukaryota, Metazoa, Chordata, Aves, Accipitriformes, Accipitridae. The transcript has 5 exons.
GAAUCGGGCCGGGCCGGGCCGAGGCGAGCCGAACGGACUCGGGCCGAGCCAUGGGGCAGAUCGAGUGGGCCAUGUGGGCUAACGAGCAGGCGCUGGCGGCCGGGCUCAGUGACACCCCUUUCCUUGACCCCCCCCGCAGCGUGGCAGGCGUCUUGGUCUGCCUGCUCGAGUACCCCAGGAGCAAGAGGAAAAAGGGUUCUACCAUGGAGAGAUGUGGCCAGAAGUACUUGACAGCAGUGGUGAAGGUGUUUGGGCCCCUCACGAGGAAUUACUACAUCCGAGCUAUCCUGCACGCUGCCCUGGCUGUCCCCGCUGGUUUCCUCCUCUCCACCAUCCUGGGCACUGUCUGCUUGGGCACCGCGAGCGGCAUCUACCUGCUGGCGGCGGUGCGUGGGGAAGAGUGGAGACCCAUCGAGCAGAAGCCCCGGGAGCGGCCACAUGUGGGGGACACCAUCAAGCAGCCGCCCAGCAACCCCCCACCCCGGCCCCCCGCCGACACCCGCAAGAAGCAGCCAGCGGAGGUGGGGGGGCAGGUGAACCCCAUCCCCGUCGAGGCUGAGUAACUCGGGGUGGGGGGGAGCUCUCCUGCCGCUGCUGCGCUGCUCGUGUUCCCGCUUCCCAACUGCACCCCGGCUCCUCGGUGGGAAACUGGGGUGGCUGGCUCCUGGGGAUCCCCAAAUCCCCAGGGAUGCUCAGCUCCUGGAGUGGUCCCCAGCUCCCAGGGGCUCCCUAGCUCCUGUUGGAUCCCCAAGGAUGCUCAGCUCUCUGGGGGGGUCCCCAGCUCCUGGGGAUCCCCAAAUCCCUAAGGAUGCUCAGCUCCCUGAAGGGGCCCCAGCUUUCCAAGCAGCCCCCAGUUCCCUGGGGGAUCCCCAAAUCCCUGGGGAACUUCAGUUCUCUGGGGCAUUCCCAGCUUCCCGAGGGGUCCCCAGGCCCUGCAGCCCCACGGGGAUGGGGGGGGGAU